AUGUUAACAAAUACCUUCCCAAUUCGGAGCAGUUCCCUUCGCCGGCUGACACUUAAGGAGUUGCUCUCUCUGGGUCCGAUCCCCAGUGAGAAACAGUUGCUAGACGGUGCCAACUAUUUGCAGAAAGAGCUCCCCAGACGACUUGCCGCCCGUAUCAUGGACAUACAGAAUCUGCCAUACAUAGUGGGCUGUAACGAACAUAUAUACAAGAUAUAUCUGCUGUAUCUCAACGCGUUCGAUGACUUUAGCCAACAAGACCCAGUCACCAACGCAACCGAUGAAGCACGAUAUAUGAAACGCAUUCGCGAGCAUCUGAGCAGACAUAGCGAUGUCUUACCUACACUGGCCCUGGCCGCCCCAGAAAUCGCACCAUAUAUGACUGCCGAGGAACUGAAG
Messenger RNA from Sphaeroforma arctica JP610, 396 nucleotides. RefSeq lists its product as hypothetical. The transcript has 2 exons. Lineage: Eukaryota; Ichthyosporea; Ichthyophonida. Gene Ontology annotation, molecular function: pyruvate dehydrogenase (acetyl-transferring) kinase activity. The record is from RefSeq and is a predicted model, not a curated record. The annotation marks the transcript as partial. Gene Ontology annotation, cellular component: mitochondrion. Gene Ontology annotation, biological process: regulation of glucose metabolic process; protein phosphorylation.